UGUGCGUAGCUAGUCUCUCACAAGCUUCUGCUGGCUGGGAAACGCCAGACAGAUGCUGGGCUAGCCGGCCACUGCAACAGGUAAACAGCUCUUUCUCCAUCGCCCCCUCCUUGCUGCCCUGCCUGCCCCCCACAGCCCUGCUCCCUCCCCUUUCGCCCCCUCCAAUUCAGCGGGUGCUGCUGAGCCCUUUGGAGAAGAAAAAUAACUCCAGCUCCCGCCGGCCGCCAAACCCUGGCACGAGCUGGCGCCCUCUGCUUCCCAGCCAGCCAGAGAGAGGAGGCGCCCGUUGCAGUUUGGAUACCGUCGGAGCAAGAUCUGUCGUCCCGCUACGGGUCUCGGUCCGGAGGGCGUCCCGCAAGCAAAGGGGCCAUCCCCAGAGAAGAACCCAGAGGGGAAAGGAUGCGCUAGGAGCUCAACCAGCGGCCCCAUGCCUGCCCGCGACCAGUCGUGCGGCUGCAGCCGGGGACCCAACGUGGAGCGUGGGAAGUGGUACGGGGUCCGCUCCUACCUUCACCUCUUCUACGAGGACUGCACCGGUGCCGGUCUGGCUGAUGACGUGACCGAACCCCCACUCUCCCGUGCCCAUGGCGGAUGGCCCUCCCUCGUCUGGAAGGUGAGUCUCUCAGCGGGAAUGCUGCUCUUGCUGAUUGGAGCCGCAGCGCUGGCCACAGGGUACCUGGUGCCCCCGAAGCUGGAGGGCAUCGGCGAGGAAGAGUUUAUGGUGCUUGACCUGCAGGCGAUGGCCUAUAACCAUGCCCUGGUGACCUGCAGACUGGUGGGCACUGUCCUGUGCGCCAUGGCCGGGGCCCUGGGGGCGGCGGGCGCCCUGGCGUGCGUGCUGGGCAGGGCUGCGCGAGGGGGCGAGGAAGAGGAGGAGCAGCAGCUGUCGCCCAUUCUGCGGGACAGCCCCCUGAAGAAGCACAGCACCAUCAUCAUGCCGCCGGCAGCAGCAGGAUCACCUGCUGUGCCCUUCGGCGCUUCGCAGAUACAAAACAUACAGCCAAAGAGGGACACACAGCGCCCCCUCCUGUCCCCCUCCACCGCCGCACCCGCUCCCUGAAGCUAAGAGCUCUUCUGUCUCCCCCGCGUUACUGCCACACCCGAUUAACAGCCCCACUGCCCCUGGCUCUAAGGAGCCCUGACGUCACCAUUCAGCGCUAGCAGGAGGAAGGUGUGUGCAGCCCCUGGACCCCUUCCCGCUGCUUCAUCUGCAGAACCUGGGGAGGAGUGUGGCCUGGCCCCCAUGUGAGAAGAUCUGAGAACUGCUGGAGGUGUCUUCUGGCCAGGCCACCUGGCUCAAACCAGAACAGAAAUGCCCCUGACUCAGCCUUUAAGCCAAUAGGAUCCUUUCAUGCCACAUCAUCUGGAGGCGGGGCUACAACUGCAACCUAUCAGCAAGAAGGAAACUGCGUUCGGAGGUAGAGGUGGAGUGCGAUUGGCCAUCACCUAAUGGACAAAGUCCCAACUUUUCUGUGGUCCACCUUCCUCUGCUCUGCUUCCUGGUCAGCUGUAACCGAUGAAAGUGUCUGAGUACCGGUCCAGCAAUGUCCUCCUUCCAUGCUGGUUCAAUAAAGAUACAAAGAAACUCA
Malaclemys terrapin pileata is the source of this 1589-nucleotide messenger RNA. RefSeq names its product neurensin 2 (gene NRSN2). Bases 428 to 1060 code for a protein of 210 amino acids. Gene Ontology annotation, biological process: nervous system development. Gene Ontology annotation, cellular component: neuron projection; transport vesicle; neuronal cell body. Lineage: Eukaryota; Metazoa; Chordata; Testudines; Emydidae. The transcript is spliced from 3 exons. The record is from RefSeq and is a predicted model, not a curated record.